Molecule: messenger RNA, 1687 nt
Organism: Tigriopus californicus
Lineage: Eukaryota; Metazoa; Arthropoda; Copepoda; Harpacticoida; Harpacticidae
Product: tubulin alpha-8 chain-like
Exons: 3
Coding region: 123-1487 (454 amino acids)
Biological process (GO): mitotic cell cycle; microtubule cytoskeleton organization
Cellular component (GO): microtubule; cytoplasm
Molecular function (GO): structural constituent of cytoskeleton; GTP binding
Source: RefSeq, a predicted model, not a curated record
GGGAGGCUGAAGACCUUUGGAAGACGACAGUAGUCUCGCACUCAUCUCCCACUAGACUAGUGUUCAGCUUUGCGCCAGGUCUUUUUCAGAAGCGCACUACUUUUCCAAUUGGAUCUCGAAAAAUGCGCGAGUGUAUUAGCAUCAACAUUGGUCAGGCCGGGGUCCAAAUGGGUGGCCAUUGUUGGGAGCUAUUUGGUUUGGAACACGGGAUUGGGCCCGAUGGAAAUUUAUUGCCGGAAUCUGUCGAGAAGCGGAGCCUCAAACCUGAUGGAUCGGAUUUCAGUUCAUUCUAUUCCGAGACCAAAGCUGCCAAAUAUGUUCCUCGAUCCCUGUUUGUGGACCUGGAGCCCAUGGUGGUGGAUGAAUUGCGCCAUGGCGCUUACAAGAGUCUGUUCCACCCGGAAUUGAUCAUCAAUUCCAAAGAGGACGCGGCCAAUAACUUUGCUCGAGGUCAUUACACCGUGGGCAAGGAAAUGAUUGACCUCACCAUGGACAAGCUCCGAAAGAUGACAGACGCGUGCGAGGGCCUGCAGGGCUUUCUCGUGUUCCACUCGUUUGGCGGGGGAACCGGCUCCGGAUUCACGGCCCUGCUCAUGGAACGAUUGAGUGCCGAGUUCCCUCGCAAGAGUAAACUGGAUUUUGCCGUGUAUCCUUCGCCCAAAGUGGCUACGGCUGUGGUGGAACCCUAUAAUUCCAUCCUGACCACCCAUUCCACCAUGGAGCAGACGGAUUGCUCGUUUUUGGUGGAUAAUGAGGCCAUCUUCGACAUCUGUCAACGGAGACUCGACAUAGGACGACCUUCUUAUUCGAAUUUGAACCAUUUGAUUGCUCAAGUGGUUUCCUCCAUCACGACCAGCCUCAGAUUCGAGGGACAAUUGAAUGUGGAUUUGAACGAGUUCCAAACGAAUCUUGUGCCCUAUCCCAGGAUCCAUUUCCCGCUGGUCAGUUACGCCCCCGUUAUUUCUCAGGAGAAGUCGAAACAUGAGUUCUUGUCGGUGAGCGACCUCACUACUUCAUGCUUUGAGCCCGAUUAUCAAAUGGUCAAAUGUGAUCCCAGACAAGGCAAAUACAUGGCCUGUUGCUUGCUUUAUCGAGGCGAUGUGGUGCCCAAGGAUGUCAAUGCAGCCAUCAAUAUCAUCAAAACCAAAAGAGCCAUCCAAUUCGUGGAUUGGUGUCCAACUGGCUUCAAGGUGGGCUUAAACCAAGAACCCAUGAGCAUCGUUCCAGGAUGCCAACAAGCUAGAGCACCGAGGUCGGUCUGUAUGAUUUCGAAUACAACUGCCAUUGUGGAGGCCUGGUCGAGGCUCAAUCACAAAUUUGACCUCAUGUAUGCCAAACGGGCCUUUGUUCAUUGGUAUGUGGGCGAGGGAAUGGAAGAAGGCGAAAUGACCGAGGCCAGAGAAGAUUUGGCAGCCCUCGAGAACGACUACGAUGAAGUGGCCAACGAGGACCCACAAAGUGCCGAUGGUCAAGACGACGAAUAUUAGAUCGACCAAACUACCCAAUUCAUUAUGUUCUCCACGCAACCUCUCUUUCCUCUUUUCGAGAAGGAUUCAAACGAGAAGUUUUACACCCUUUUAUCUGAACGAAAUCGUGCAAAUUUCAAAUGGGCGUUGGUUUCCAGUCGCUUUGGCGGAAUGAGUCCUGCAACUGCAUGGCCAAUGGCAAAUAAAAUCCUGCAAACCCU